Nerophis lumbriciformis (worm pipefish) is the source of this 1803-nucleotide messenger RNA. NCBI's taxonomy places the organism in Eukaryota, Metazoa, Chordata, Actinopteri, Syngnathiformes, Syngnathidae. The record is from RefSeq and is a predicted model, not a curated record.
AUGUUACCGGCUGCAUGUGUCACGCGAGCCCGGGCCGAGGCGCCCCUCAGGCGGCUACUCACCAGCCGAAGACCGCGGCUCUCCGAUAGCGCCAAACCGGCGAUUCGAGCCCAGCACACGCAUGUCGAUGUCGGAGGUCGACAUGUUGACGCAGAAGGACAUUCUGCUGUUUCGGGACGGCCGAGCAGUGGGAUAUCCGUGGACUUCGAGCAGACCAGAGAGGCUUAUAAGAGCAAGGACUCGUUGGAGCUACUUAGAAGUCUGGUGGUUCUCAAGAUGUGCUCAUACGACUUCCUGGUUGAUAAGAAUCAAGAGAUAAUGGAUUUCGGAAAGAAGGUAUUGGGUCAAAAAGCCUUUGAUCAGCUGAUGAAGAUGACGUUUUACGGACAGUUUGUGGCUGGCGAGGAUCACAAAGCCAUCAGGCCUCUCAUCCAGAAGAACCUGGCUUUUGGUGUGGGUUCAGUGUUGGACUACAGUGUGGAGGAGGAUAUCAGCCAGGAGGAGGAGCCACAGACAGCAAUGUACUCAAGUGAAUCCAGUGCUGAGAAAGGUCAGUCAAACUGUGAGCACAAUAAAGACACGCUUGGUGGACCCCAAGCAUAUUUCUACGCAGACGAGAGUAAAUGCGACCAACAUAUGGAAACAUUCAUCAAAUGUAUCCAAGCAUCUGGCGGGAGUUCAAUGGACGGCUUCUCUGCCAUCAAAAUGACCGCUCUGGGCCGACCUCAGUUUCUGCUGCACUUGUCUGCGGUUCUGGUAAAAUGGCGGCGAUUUUUCAACUUUCUGGCAUCCAGGCAGGGUCAAGAUGGAAUAGAUGAUUUGGAGAAAAAGUUGGAUGUUUUGCAGAUUCAGGAAUUUUUAAGCAGUGUGGGUGCAAAAGAUGACUUCUACAAUGUGUUAACUACACAGAGUGACAAAGAUUCAGGGACUAUCGACCUCAUCGGGUGGGAAAGCAUCUUCAGUGACAGAGCAAACUUAGGGGAACUACUUGUUGUUCCAAAUGUUCAGCUUGGUGAACUGGAGCCUCUGCUGAAAGACUUCACUGAAGAGGAUGAAGGACAAAUGAAGAGAAUUCUGCAGCGCAUGGAUGUUUUAGCAAAGCACGCUGUAAAGAAUGGCGUCCGCUUAAUGGUGGAUGCAGAACAAACCUACAUGCAGCCGGCCAUCAGCAGACUAACACUAGAAAUGCAGAAAGUUUACAACAAGGACAAGCCCGUCAUCUUUAACACCUACCAAUGCUACUUGAAGGACGCUUUUGACAACAUAACUUUGGCUGUUGAGUUGUCUCGACGCGAGGGCUGGCACUUUGCUGCCAAAUUGGUGCGAGGGGCUUACAUGCACCAAGAGCGGGAAAGGGCAUUGGAAUUUGACUAUGAGGACCCCAUCAACCCUGACUAUGAGUCUACUAAUGAAAUGUACCACAGAUGUUUGGAUUUCGUACUAGAUGAGAUUGCCCUCAACAAAAAUGCCAACGUUAUGGUCGCGUCUCAUAAUGAGGACACAGUGAAACACACGUUACGGAGAAUGAACGAGCUGGGUCUGUUGCCCAGGGAAAACAAAGUGUUCUUUGGCCAGCUACUGGGCAUGUGUGAUCAGAUCAGCUUCCCACUGGGUCAAGCAGGCUUUCCCGUCUACAAGUACGUCCCUUACGGCCCAGUGAAUGAGGUGAUGCCCUACCUGAGUAGGAGAGCCCAGGAGAACCGAGGCUUCAUGAAGGGUGCCCAAAAGGAGAGAGCGCUGUUAUGGAAGGAGCUGAAACGUAGAUUGACCUCCAGGGAGCUUCUCUAUAGACCGCUAUACUGA